CGAUCGRGGAAGUCAAUGAAAAUUAAGUUCCAUGGAYGGAAAAACGAYUGACUUUGCAAUGGCAAAAUUUGAAGAGGAACAAAAACCACCCAAGCCAAAUAACAAAAACCAGACCUCAGCUGAGAUGUGGCGGGAGUUUGUGGAUAACACGACAUUGCAUGGGAUUCGUUAUGUCUUCAUGAGGCGCCAUGUUCUCAUUCGUCUUCUCUGGCUUUUGUUAUUGCUUUCCUCAGGUGGUUACUAUGUAUUUACAGUUUACAGAGCUUUUAACAAAUACUACAGUCGUCCAAUAAGCACUGUAUUAAGCAGGAAAAAUCUCAAAGAAAUGGACUUUCCAGCUGUUACGAUCUGCCAACUCAACCUUUUUGCUAGAAGCAAAAUUCUCAUGACUGAUGACAACCCACAAUUUGCAUCCAGCGGUUUAAACCUCAGCUCAUGCGCCGUGACCUCAGAGGUUCGAGGUCAUCGGCCAUGUGGGUUGUCACUGCUUUGCUGCUGUGCGCCCAUUUCUGAAGAAAAGGCCCUUGUUUUACCAAACUGCACAAGACAAUAUCGACAAGAUCUCUUAGCUGUCAUGCAGACAUCAGGUCAUCAGCCCAAUAUCGAAGAAUUGUAUCAGUACUACAGCCAGAACAUAAGUGAAUUCGCUAGAACCUGGUGCACGUUUGGCUGGCAAGAGACGGAAUGUUCAGCAAAAGACUUCGUUCCCGUGGUAACUCCAUGGGGGAUGUGUUAUACCUUUAACUCAGGUAUUGAUGGUAAGGUAAAAUCAGUGAAUACCGCUGGGGUUUCCUCCGGUUUGACUCUGAUUCUCGACACACAGACAUAUGAGUAUACUCAAGGAAAGUUUUCUGAAGGAUUUAAGGUGUUGAUUCAUGGACAAGGUGAAUAUUUCGAUGAAUGGGAAGGAAUCAAUGUAGGACCAGGACAGCACGCCUUUAUUGCUCUCUCACAGAAAAGGUUUGAGAAUUUGGAAAAGCCAUACGCCACCAACUGCACGAGAAAAACGUUGAAAACCUUUUCUACUUACACACCAGAAGGAUGCCUCCAUGAAUGUGGAGCAGAAGAAACUAUAAACAAGUGUAAAUGUCGAAUCGCGGGCUAUAAAGGUUCUCCCGAGAUUCGCACCUGCACAUCACCCGAAGACGAGACCUGCAAUUACGAGAUAGACGCAUCUUUAGACGAGGACAUCUGUGAUUGCCAAGUUCCCUGUGCUCAGACUAGGUACAAUACUGAAGUAUCUUAUUCAAGGUUCCCCGACACUGGCACCGCUAAUGCACUUAUACUGGAUGGCUACUAUGACAACGAGCAGUACCAAAGGGAUAAUCUGGUGCUGUUACAAGUGGGAUUCAAGUCACUGAGUUAUGAGAUGCAAAAACAGGAACCAGCUUACGAUAGCAACUCCUUGUUUGGUGAGAUCGGAGGUAACAUGGGAUUGUUUCUGGGAUGCAGCCUUCUGACCAUUUGUGAAUUUUUCGACUUUCUCGUCAGUUUCCUAGCCUCAAGAAACCGUCAAACUACUCAUCCAAUACAUGAGUACACUGACAGAAAGUACUCAGAAGGGUUUAAGCUGUUGGUACAUGGACAAAGCGAAUAUAUCGAUGAAUGGGAAGGAAUAAAUGUGGGACCAGGACAGCACAUUUUGAUUGCUUUAUCGCAGAAGAGGGUAGUUAUACAUAAUUAA
Molecule: messenger RNA, 1684 nt
Organism: Orbicella faveolata
Lineage: Eukaryota; Metazoa; Cnidaria; Anthozoa; Scleractinia; Merulinidae
Product: acid-sensing ion channel 1C-like
Biological process (GO): sodium ion transmembrane transport
Cellular component (GO): plasma membrane
Molecular function (GO): ligand-gated sodium channel activity
Source: RefSeq, a predicted model, not a curated record